AUCCCCUCGUGCCCGCCCUUUAUCCACCACCGCAAUGAGUUUUUAUAUUGAACCUCCGUUCUUUAUGAUGUUUGAAUGAUCUUCAUUCGUGGGAACUCGUGGUAUCUGGGAUGAACGGCUGAUCGGUCUUUACCGUUAUCUCCACAGUUUUUCCACUCAUUUAGCUCUUUUUACUUGUUGAGAUAUAUACUCUUGAACUCUGCAGUGAAUCUUUCUCCUCCACCCUUCUUUUUUGGCCCGUUUCUUGUCUAUCAUUCCACGUUAAACACAUUCGCAAUGAAGUCUUCAGUCUGUAUUUUAACUGCCGUCAUGGCUACUCUUGCCGUUGCUGCCCCAGCGACAGAGGCUUCAGAUAUAGAAAAGCGUGCUGUUCCAACAGUAUGGUUAGCUGGUGAUUCGACAAUGGCUUUGGGCGGUGGUGGUGGAGUCACACAAGGUAAGUUCAUCUCUGCAGUUUUGAUUGGAAGCAAUUUCUAUAUAAGUUCGCAUCUAAUAGCAUUUAGGAUGGGGUGUCUACCUCCCAUACUCUCUUACUGGUGUCAAAGUUGUCAACAAAGCAAUUGGUGGACGAUCAGUACGCUCCUUUACAGACGAAGAUCGCUUCGAUGCCAUAGCCAAAGAUGUUGUAGCGGGGGACAUCGUUAUCAUGGAAUUUGGACACAAUGAUGGAGGAUCUCUUACCCCAACCGACAACGGGAGAACUGCUUGCGUUGGAGCUGGCUCGGAAACAUGUACAACAGCCGCUGGCAUUGUUGUCCAAACCUACCCAACAUAUCUCACCAACGCCGCCAAAUUAAUGACCGCAAAAGGAGCCAAAGUCAUAAUCUGCUCUCCAACACCAAACAACGUUUGCGAGGGUGGGACUUGUUCUUACAGCGCCCCUAGAUUUACCGAAUAUGGUAGAAUUGCAGUGAAAAAUGUUGGCAGUGCAGCUUCGUUCGUUGACCACGGUCUUUAUGUUGCGAACAGAUAUAUUGCCUUGGGAGCUGCUGCUACCAAUGCUUUUUACCCAACCGACCACACGCAUACUAGUCCUGCUGGAGCAGAUUCGGUCGCUGGUCAGUUCGUCAAGGCUCUAGUGUGUUCCAAAAACCCUUUUUUGGCUGCAUAUGUCAAGAACUCUACCAUUGUUGGAACAUGUGCUUAGAGAUUUAGUCUGGGAGAAGAUGGGAGGAGAUGAGAGAAGAUGGAUGGAGUAGAAAUCCGGCAGACUUCUGCACAUUCUUUAUAUAUAUUUUGGCUGCGUCUUGUUCAUAAGAGUGUUGUACAUAUUUUGUCUUCUGUACUGUACAUACUGGAAUUGAUAUAUAGCAGGAUUUAUAGUGAAUGAGGAUGAAGGCUUAGUAAGCUACGGUGGGAUAUAUGGGUCCCAAUACACUGACGCCCCGGCGUCAGUGGAGAGCUGACUAAGCGCGGGUUUUCACGCCCCCCCACCAUCCACGAACACUCUACUUAUACCUAUAAUUAAUACAUGCUUAACAAAAUAACAUAUAAUAAAUCCUACAAUAUAUAUCGCUCCGAGUCUCGCGCAUACUCCUCCUCAAGUCUAGCCCAUAUAUCCCUACUCCUAUUCUCAGUAUUCCUAUUCCUAUUCCUAAUAAACUCUGAUUCAAGCAUAUUAUACUCAUCUUGCUCCUUCUUUUCCUCGUUAUCUAGCCAUGCUAUAAUCUCCUCAUUUGUCCAGUCAGCUUUAUUUGUAAUAAUAGUACCUGUAAGAUCACGCCGCUCCCUAGGCAUAUAAAAUACCUGCUCUUUUAAAAUUUUCGGCCUUGGUGUUUUCCAUUUUCGGGCCUUGCGAUAUUCUGCUGGCCGUAUAGUAGGAUGCUGGGCUAGCCAGGCUGUUUUUUCAGCUAGGUAGGCCAGAAUUAAGACUUCUGGCCGAUCUGGUGAAAGCUGCUUAGGUACAGUUGGUGCUAGAGAUGCUAAAGGUGCUGAUGCUAGAGGUGCUG
This is a messenger RNA of Hymenoscyphus albidus, 1949 nucleotides long. The record is from the annotation of a GenBank genome assembly. Lineage: Eukaryota; Fungi; Ascomycota; Leotiomycetes; Helotiales; Helotiaceae.